GAAAAAUAAAAAGGGGAUAAGGGUUUAUCGACCUAAAGCGAAUCGGGUCGAAAUCGAGAGGCAAUUUUCGACAGACAUGGUGAUAGAGACGAAAGCCAACCAGCAAGCCGUCUCCGGAGAAGCGUCCACCAGCAGCCGAAAGAGGCAACGACGACUUCCCUCUAUUGUUGAAGAUGAAGCAGUACCCGCACCGGAAGGAGGAGUUGGCGCGAAUGGUGGAGGAACGGCGAGUGGAAAUCAGAUCAGAGCCGGCGAUGAGGUGAUAACGACGGCGGUACGAUCUGGGACGCUGCUCGAUCUAGAUCUUCUCGAGUGUCCCAUUUGCUGCCACGCACUAACGAUUCCGAUCUUUCAGUGUGACGACAAUGGACACAUUGCUUGCUCCUCUUGCUGUUCUAAAAUCAGCAACAAGUGUCCUGUCUGCAAAUCACCCAUUGGAAAAUAUAGAUGCAGAGUAUCGGAAAGAGUUUUGGAAGCAAUAACCGUCCCGUGCCCAAACGCCCAACACGGUUGCGCCGAGAAGUUCUCUUACGGCGCAGAACUAGUCCAUGAGAAGGAAUGUGCGUACGCUCUGUGCUACUGUCCUGCACCAAACUGCAACUACAGGGGCGUGUACAAGGAUCUCUACAGCCACUACUAUGCUAACCACAGUCACACAAGGAACUGUUUCAGUUCUGGCAUUUUAGUCAUUGAUCAAGGUUGUGAUGAUGGUGCAUUGGUUGUGGUUCAGAGUUUCAAGGAGCCACAUGGAGUGUAUGUAACUGUGAACUGUAUAGCACCUUGUGCUCCAGAAGUUAAUAAGUUCUCCUAUAAGCUGGUCUAUUCGCUGGGAGGUAACACUAUGAUGUUUGGAUCGAGGGAGAUGAAUAGGAUUCAGAAAGUGAGCUUCAAAACUCCUGAAAAGGACUUUCUGUUAGUUCCUUACUAUCUUCAGGGUGAUAAGGAGAUAUUGGAGAUGCUGGAAAUUUGCAUCCACUGGCUAGAAGAAGACGAAGAUGAAGAAGAAGACCAAGAAUGGAUUUCUCCUGUUAAUCUCUGUAAAUGUAAGUAAUGUCACUACUCUGUUUUCUGAGAAAGACUG
This is a messenger RNA of Thlaspi arvense, 1081 nucleotides long. The record is from the annotation of a GenBank genome assembly. NCBI's taxonomy places the organism in Eukaryota, Viridiplantae, Streptophyta, Magnoliopsida, Brassicales, Brassicaceae.